AUGUCACUGAUUACUUGCUUACAUGCAGAACGUAAUAUUGCAGAAUUAAUCAAAUUGGCGUCACUAGAUCAGCAGUUAUCGAAUCGUGUGCGCCAUCCAGCGCUACGUAAAUCGACAGCGAUAAACGAUGAGAUUUUGGACGAAGAAAAUUCAGAUCCAGAUCAAGGAACAUGGGAUAGUAAUAACAUUGCAGCAAUAUCAAGUUUAAUGCGACGAGCACAAAGUAAUCUACCAACAGCAACAAUUCAUUGCACGAAGAGUGAACCAUUAACCAGUGAAGAUAUCGGUAUAAUUCCAGCGAUACGAAGUAUUAUAGGUACACAUGCACAUUCAGUUCCACCGACACGUACUUCACGCCUUCUCGAUAUCGCCGCUAUGGGUUCUGUGAGGAGUUGUGAUAUUCCUUUUCCAGAAGAUGCUGGCAGUGUUUCGUUUUUUGAUUCUCAUGCUUCAAAUAGACAUCAGCAAAUUGGCGCUGAUUCUUCUAUAGGUUCAUCAAGUACCAUUCGGGAUACAGGUACAACGUUGCCUUUAAAUAGCGUCUUAGUUCCACCAAAGUCAGUUAUACAAGAUGAUAUUCGAAUGAAACUCGGUCGAUUCGAAUUGGUCAAAAAGAAGGGUCGAUCAGAGGUUUGGAAUCUUUUUGGUCAGGUUUUGGAUACAAAAACGGGUGCCCGAUUACCAUAUGUUGCGUGUUAUGCUUGCAAAGUCCUUUAUACCGAUACUGGUGGUGGAACUGGCAAUAUGACUCGGCACAGAUGUCCAAUGGGGACCAGUUAUAAGGAUAAUAGUGCAUGCUUAUCUAUGGAUGGCAGUAGCGCUGACAUAUCUCAACAACAAUCAUCUUUCGAUGCGACGAAUUCGGUUAAUGGACAAAUGUCACCAGAUACUGCAUCAUUUUACCAAAGAGAAUCACCAGUUCCUUCGCAACCACAUAAUACUUUAAUAGGUCAAUCAUCCUUCGAUCAGUCAUUUUCUUUUUCAGAAAAUGAUCGACGUGCAUUCAGUCAUGCAGCUGUUCGUUGCUGUGCUAUGGAUCUCCUUUCACCUAAUGUUUUCCAGGGUGAAGGAAUACGAUCAUUGAUUGAAACAACGCUGGCGAUUGGCCGUCGAUAUCGUUCUUCAGAAAGACAACUAGUUUCAACCUUGAUUCCUGAUACAUUAACUUUGCAACAGAUGAUCGACACUGGCACAAAUUUAGCUUUAAAUGAAGUUAAAACAGAGAUCACUAAUCAGCUUCAAGGAGCGGGUAUUUCAUUUUCUAUCGAGCAGAUUUCUGGCCUUAAUGAACUCAUUGUUAUCUCGGCGAAUUAUAUUUCUGCUGACUGGAAACUUACGAGAAGAAUUAUUAGGUUGUUAUUCAUAAAUCUUCUUCCUGCUAUAGAAAAAAUAAUUUUGGGAUAUGCAACAGGAAUAUCUCGAUUAUUCGUUGUUUCUGCGGAAGAAUUACCUUUCACCGAAGCAUAUCAGACAGCACCGUGUAUUUGUUCAAAACUGAAUGAAAUAAUUAAAUGUAUAUUGGAAGAAGUUUUUGAUUCUGACCAAAAUGUACUAGAAGCAAUAUCAAUUUGUCGUGAUAUCGCAGAAAGCUUGGAAAAAAUGGGAAUGGAGCGAUGGUUGAAUGGAGUGGAUGAAAAAAUUGGUGGCAGUUUUGAUUAUCUUUUUUAUGUAUAUAAUUUGUUAAAAAAUGUUCAGCGUUGUGUUCACGAUUCCGCAUUAUCACAAUGUCCACAAGAUUUGAUUUCAUUAAUAGAACGUGCGGACUGGCAUUUUAUUAAUGAUCUCAAGAGAUUUUUGGAACCUUUCCAUGUCAUGGCUUCAAUAUUCAGUGCAAAUUCUGUCUGCAAUUUCCAUAUGGUUUUGCCUGAAUGGUUUGCAUUGAUUCAUGAAUUUUCAUCUGAUGGAGAAAUCGUCACGAAUGAUGAAACAUCAAAAUGGUUUUCUAAAAUGCGUAAUAUUGCCGAAAAGCGCCUUUGCUCUGAAACAGAUAAUAUUAUAAGAACGGAACAUCGAAUUGCCACUGUUCUUAAUCCAAGGCUAAAACAUUUGCCAAUUAUAUGUACCGAUCUUCAAAGGUUUUUUAUUUUCUUUUUUGUUUUCUAUAUUGAUUCCUGGCUUGAGACAUAUGCAAAGAUAAGGUCAUUAAUUGGUCUAUCUGAUUCAAAAAAUUCAAAAAAAUGUGAUGAUUAUUUUUCUUCAGAAUCAGUUGAUAUUGAACCGCAGCGAAAACGAAUAUGUUUUCUUUCUUCACUGGAAGAUCGAGCAAUGAUUGAUGACGAACUUGAGUGUUACCUUCGUUCACAGUUUCCUGCUGUACAAACCAAAAAUGUUUUACAAUUUUGGUCAACAGUCGGAGUGUCGCAGUUUCCGAACUUGUCUCAACUAGCCCGUUAUCUUUUCUCAAUUCCAGCUGCCUGCUGCAAGCAUAAAAAUCAGAUUUUACCUGGUUUUAUAUCCGAUUCAUUAUCGAAUCUUCUUAUAUUACGAUCGUUUUAUGACAGUUCUUCUCAAGAUUCAUUAGCUUCUCAGCCUACCAACAGGCAAAAAUGGAAGACAGAACUUUAA
Molecule: messenger RNA, 2565 nt
Organism: Dracunculus medinensis (Guinea worm)
Lineage: Eukaryota; Metazoa; Nematoda; Chromadorea; Rhabditida; Dracunculidae
Source: the annotation of a GenBank genome assembly